CUCCUUGUGGGGACAGUUCGCGAAAGACAGUGCCAAGAAGGAGGUGGUUCCUUCGCAUGUUCAGUGCCGACUUUGCAUUUUUUCCUACGCCGAUUAGGAUUUCUCAGAGGAUAACUACAUGAAUCACCAUAUUUGAAUCUUGCCAUAUUAUUUGUCUUAUAAAUUAAGUGUAAAUAUGUUAAUUGCUGCGGUCAGUGGUGUGCUAUGGCUGUUCACACCCUUGGUCCAGGCUGCAGUCAACAGCGCGCCACAGUUCCUGCCUGGAGGAGACAUGAGCCGGUUCGCUUUGCUCGAAGACAGCCAGGUUGGUGCACCAGUAUAUAGACUCCAGGGAAUAGACCCAGAAGGAUCUCCUGUUCACUAUUCAAUCAGUGGACAGCACUUUCAAGUGGACAGGAUAUCAGGAAUCGUCUCGUUGGUCAAACCACUUGACAGGGAGGUGGAAGAUAUCCUUGAAGUCAUCAUCAGCAUCACUGAUGAGUCUGUAGGAGGAGCUGAGCCAAAUACUGUCUCUCUGAGAAGAGAGAUCCCAGUUCUAGAUGUCAACGACAAUUCUCCAGAAUUUCUCGGAAGACCGUAUUCAGUCGUUCUGAUGGAAAAUACGAAACCCGGCUCAGAAGUUUUUUCCAAUAUAACUGUCGUCGAUGCUGAUUCAGGGCACAAUGCUGAAAUAACACUUUCUUGUAUAUCUGGAGGAUGUGACACAUUUUCCAUCACCACAGAAAAAAUAAGUGAGGGAAAUUACAAAGGAGUCCUUGUGCUCAAGAAAGCGCUUGAUUUUGAGCAAGUAUCAUCUUACAGCUUGUCUUUAAGAGCUAGUGAUAAUAAUAAAGACAAGCCUUUGCAUGCAAUGGCAACAAUUGCGAUCAGUGUGAAGGACAUUCAAGAUCAGCCUCCAGUUUUUCUUAACGCACCUUACUCAGCAACACUGCAGGAAAACACUUCACCGGGUUAUCAAGUACUUCAGGUCAAGGCAAAAGAUGGUGACUUGGGCGACUCAAGGACUGUCAUUUUGUCCCUUGAGGGCGACGAACUAGGCUACUUUAAAAUGUCUAGGAACAACCUUAUAACUAGUCACGUCCCAAUUGAUAGGGAGCAUCCUUUAAUCUUACAAAACGGUGGAGUUUACACCUUUGAUGUUGUGGCAACAGAACUGAUUAAUAAUGAAUUGCCUGGAGAUUUCAGCCACGAGAGAGUUACAAUUGUGAUCACAGACGUGGAUGAUCAAAUACCAAAAUUUAAUGAACGAUAUUUUAACAUAAAUGUUUCUGAAGAUAUUGGUUUAGGGACACCACUUCCUGGGCUCAAUAUGGUUGUUUCUGAUGAUGAUUUAGGUGAAAAUGCCCACUAUACUCUACAACUAAAAUCGCAAGACAGAAGAGCUGUUCAGUGGUUUAUGGUAGAACCUGAAUCAGCUUACGGCAGGACACCAGUCGUUGUAAGGCUAAAGGACAACACCAGUUUUGAUUUUGACACUGGUGUAAAACAAGUCCAAUUUACAAUCUCCGCUUUGGUGCAGACAAAACAGGGCGAAAGUUUUGAAGUUUCUUCCAGUGAAGUUGUUGUGAAUAUUCUCGAUGCAAAUGACAAUUCGCCUAUUUUCAACCAAUCUAGCUAUAGCUUUACUAUACCAGAAAACUUCACAGUAGGCUCUAUGAUAGCAAACAUUACUGCUUCAGAUAUCGACAGUGGUGAAUUUGGGACCAUCACUUAUUCACUAAGAGGUUUCGGAACUAACAAAUUCAGUACAAAUCCAAAAACUGGAAAUUUAUACCUUUCAAACAAGGUGGAUUAUGAAAAACAAAAAUCCUACUCUCUGAGCCUCGAGGCAAAAGAUGGAGGCGGCAGAGUAAGUACAGUCGCAGUUCUGGUAACUUUAACUGAUGUAAAUGAUAACCCACCGAUAUGGGAAAUGCCACAAUAUCAGAGGACUGUCAGAGAAGGUGCUACAAGUUUUCAGCCGCAAUUUUUCAUAAGGGCUUUGGAUGCUGAUAAAGACAAUGAAAGCAAGUUGAGGUACAAAAUUCUCACAAGCAACUCUGAUGUUCUGGGCCUGAAUGAAAAUACUGGUGAAAUCCUUAUCUUGAGUCCUGUAAGUUCAGAGCAUACUUCAAGAGGACAAUAUGAAUUGAUGAUCAGAGCAUUUGACGACGGAGUGCCACCAUUUCAUGCUGAUGUCCCUGUCUUUAUCCGUGUGGGAGUGCCAGGGAACCAGAGACCAGUUUUCCGAGGUGUGCCAUAUAAUGUGACCCUUCCUGAGACAGCAAAAGAGGGAGAUGUUUUAGUGACAGUGAGAGCGACAGACCCUGAUGGUCCCAAUUCAGCUGUACACUAUAAGCUUUCAAAUGGAGCUGACAACUUUCAAAUAAACCAGAGCUCUGGUGUAAUAACAGUUGCAAAGGCAGCAAUUCUUGACCCAGAUGUUACGAAAACAAUGAGGUAUGCUGUUACAGUACUAGCAGUGGAUAGUGGUGCUCCUAUACGAGAAACUGCACAAACGACAGUCACUGUAAACAUAUUAGACAUAAACAAUAAAGCUCCUUAUUUUCUUCCUGACUCAAAUUAUGUCCGACAUAUUUCUGAAAAGUCCGAUAUAGGGAAGACUGUCGUUAUGGUGAAAGCUAUAGAUAGUGAUCAUGAUGCAGAUAUAGAAUAUAGCAUCAUUGAUGUAAGAGCAAUGCACAAAACUGGAGUUCCUGUUCUGAAAGGAAGCGCUUAUGAUUUUGAACAUGCUUUUGUGAUCAAUUCAAGCACAGGAGAAAUAAAAGUAAACUCUCAUUUGAGCCACCAAGCAGCAGCUGUAAUUAUCCUGAAAGUUGGAGCAAAAGACAAAAAUGCUGUUGUUAACCCUGACAAUCAAAGGACUGAAGUUGAAGUCACCUUGUACAUUCAAGCUUAUGAUGAGCAAAAUCCUAAAUUCACUGUGGGUGGCUGGACACCUUUUGAGCCCAUCAUCAACAUCAGUUUUCAGGAGGAAAAACCAGCAGGAAGCCCAAUAUUCACGUUAUCAGGAAUUGACCCUACUAAUAAUUUUCCAUUAACAAGAUUCAGUUUGAUACCACCAAUUCCACCAUCAAUCAGCAUGGACAGUGGAGGAAGUAUUGUCACUCUGAAAAAAAUUGACUACGAAUCGAUGCUGGACAAGACUAUUUCAUUUAGAGUCGAGGCGACAUCAGCAGAUGGUCAACGGUCAAGUAUUGCACAAGUCCAUUUAAACAUUGAAGACAUAAACGAUAACACUCCUCAGUUUGAAAAAACUCAUUAUAAAGGGCAGAUUUAUGAAUCAGCAGCUAAAGGGACUAUUGUGUUGAAUGUUAAAGCAGUCGAUGGAGAUGAGUUCAAUACCACCUUAGGCUAUGGAGAUAUAAAAUAUUCUUUAAGUGGUGAAAAUGCCGCUUUAUUUAGCAUUGAUCCAAAUUCUGGGACAAUCACUGUUUCUGGAAAUGGGACAAUAGACAGAGAGAAACAGGACACAAUGCAACUUGUCGCAUUUGCUGCUGAUACCCCACAAGGUGGAGCAAACCAAAGAAGAAGUUCUGUCCCUAUUGUUAUUGAAGUGCUAGAUAUAAAUGAUAACAAGCCAUUGUUUGAAAUGGAAGAGUAUUCAGCAGUGGUGUUAGAAAAUGUACUCCAGGGUACUUCCGUGCUUAAUAUUUCAGCUAUCGAUUUUGACAGUGGAGCAUGGGGGUUGGUAGAAUAUGAAAUUGUCGACCAGCCUGAAGCAGCAGGACUAUUUAAAAUAAACAAAACAACUGGAGAAAUUGUAACAAAUAUGCCACUGACUGGGAAAGGGAGAGCAGAAUCUUAUGUAAUAACAGCAAGGGCACUAGAUCAUGGGGAGCCUAGCUUGUUUUCUGAUGUGCCAGUUAGAAUUUUCAUCGGCGAUGUUGUCACAAAUGAUGGCAUUCCAAUGUUUCUUCAUCCAACCCUCAAUGAAAUGGCAUAUAUAUCUGAGGACUCAGCUAUAGGAUCACCAGUUUUUAGAGUGACAGCUUCUGAUCCUGACAACCCAAAUUCCCUAGAGGGUCAGGUUAGAUUUAGCUUCCUGCCGGAUGAAACUGAUUCACAAGCUUUUAGCAUUGAUUCUGUAACUGGUCUCAUAACAACAAAACAACAUUUGGACAGGGAAAUAAAGAGCAAUUACACACUCAUCCUUGUCGCACAGGAUUCAGGCAUGGUGCCACAACAUGCGACAAGGCAACUUCAUAUAAGUGUCACAGAUGUGGAUGAUAACAAGCCGUUAUUUAAAAGAUCAAUUGAUGAUGAUCCUGUGGAGUUUACAAUCAAGGAGGAACUUCCUGAGGGGACAGAGGUCGGAGUGAUUAGAGCAGAAGAUGAUGAUGUUGGAGAUAAUGCAAAAAUUGGAUACUUAAUUACAUGUAUGGAUUUAUAUCAUAAAAGUUUAUCACUGUCAAUUUUUUUUUCCUGCAAGUACAAAAUGAAAUGUUUUUUAUUGGAUCUUAAGGUAUACGUCGUGCGAGAUCGAGGGCUUUUGAAAUUUGUAUUUUCUCAACCCCCUGGAGAAGUCAGAGCGAAUUUAGCUGAAUUUAAAAAAGAUGUUGAGCAGACGCUAGCACUGCCAGCGUCGCUCAAUAUUUAUGAUACUCUGUUUUUAUCCAAAAAGGAUGGCAGCCUUGACUUUAGCGCUACAAUUUCAUGUUUUCAAUUAGUCGGGGCUCACAUGUUUGAUGUCAAAGAAACGGAAAAAUUAAUGAGCCCUCAGAACAAUCCAGACAUUGCAGAGAUUUACAGGAAGUACAAUGUGCAAGGUGUUGAGAGAUGUGCUCCACAAAUAGCACACGCUGAAGUCACCUGGGUGCAGCUCUGUGUGCUCGGUAUAGCAGCUUUUAUCGGGAUUGCAUCAAUGAUCUCCGGAUGUGUACUUUGCUGUUCAUACAAAAAAUGGCAUAGGAUUAGGUGAUAAUAAAUCAAGACUGCAUGCAAGAUGCCAUAAGCUCGAACGAAU
This is a messenger RNA of Cimex lectularius (bed bug), 4966 nucleotides long. RefSeq names its product cadherin-23-like. The record is from RefSeq and is a predicted model, not a curated record. Bases 176 to 4921 code for a protein of 1581 amino acids. Gene Ontology annotation, molecular function: calcium ion binding. The transcript is spliced from 27 exons. Gene Ontology annotation, biological process: homophilic cell-cell adhesion. NCBI's taxonomy places the organism in Eukaryota, Metazoa, Arthropoda, Insecta, Hemiptera, Cimicidae. Gene Ontology annotation, cellular component: plasma membrane.